ACUUCCUCUGUGUCCACUCAGUGUGCUUUGGUCUUACCUGAUCUGUCCCGGUCCUCGUCUGAGUCCUGACCCGAGUCUUGUCCCGAGUGCGGCCCUCCAUGUGUGUGCAGUAUGUGGACGAGUGUCCGUGAGGGGCCAACAUGGCGGCAGUGUCGGUGAAGAAGAAAAAGCCGUCUUCACGAAGCUCCAAAGCCGUCACUAAGAUGUGUGUACUUGACCACAGGGACCACAUGAGCAUGGCGUCCGCAGAGCCCGUGUGGCCCAUCCCCAUGAGGGCCAUCGGGGCUCAGAACCUGCUCACCAUGCCUGGGGGCGUGUCCACCGCCGGAUACCUGCACAAGAAGGGAGGCAGCCAGUUCAGCCUGCUCAAGUGGCCACUGCGCUACAUCAUCAUCCACAAAGGCUGCGUGUACUAUUUCAAGAGCAGUACCUCCGCCGCUCCACAGGGGGCAUUCUCUCUCAACGGCUACAACAGGGUGAUGCGAGCAGCAGAGGAGACCACAUCCAGUAAUGUGUUCCCCUUUAAGAUCGUCCACUUCAGUAAGAAGCAUCGCACGUGGCUGUUCUCCGCAGCCAGCGAGGAGGAGCGCAGGAGCUGGAUGAGGCACUUGCGCAGGGAGAUCGACCACUACAAUGACCGACAGGAUGGCCACACGACCAGCAGUGACACAGACUCAGAUGCAGACAGUUUCUAUGGGACCAUUGAGAGGCCUUUGGACCUGAAGCAUCCAAUUGACAACACAGAUGAUGGUUACACAGAUGAGGAUGAUGAUGACGAUGAUGAAGACUACUUGAAGCCAGACAGUCCACCCUCAAACACAGGUCGACCCACAGCCCCCCCGCCGUCAUAUCCUCCUCCCCCUGUCCCUCUGUCAUCUGCUCUGUCCAAUCAGCUCCCUCCAAAUUCCAAAGCCCCGCCCAUUCCCCCACCCCUUCACCGUAUCCCCACCAGCCCCCUCCCCAAAAAGCCUCCCCCUCCCAUCCCACCCCAACCCACUCAUAAAGGCCCACCCCCCGACCCACCCUUUGCCCCUCACUUGCAAAGACCCAUGGCUUUUCCUGGUGUGACCCCUCCCCUUCCACCCCCCAACCCCAGACGGGCAUUCUCCAGACCUGGGCCAGGGGAAAACCGGGAGCGCCCACCUGUGAUCCUGCACACUCCCGCCACACUACCCAUCUGUGAGAAGCUGGAGUCACAGUUGCGGCUCAACCGCCCCGCCCCAAGCCCCACCCACAGCCCCGCCCACAGUCAAGGCCGUAGCCCUUUACUUGGUCACACCCGUAGCCCCACGCCAAGCCCGACCAACACCCAAGCACGUAGCCCCGCCCACAGCUCCAUCAACAGCCCUACAGACAUCAAAGCCCAUAGCCCCACCCACAACCCUGCCCAUUGUCAAGCCUAUAACCCCACCCCCAGCGCUGUCCAGAGUUCAGCUCAGAGCCCCGCUCACAGCUCCGCCCAUGGACCAUCACUUGGAAACCACUCGUACAAACCCAAACCGAAGCCCCCCCCUCCAACAAACAAACCUCCCCUGCCUGCGUCCCGAAAGCCCCCCUCCACCAGCUCUCUGGGAAGAGCGUCUCCCGAUGGACAGAGUUUCCGGGCUUCUGCAGACGAGCUCCCUGAGGACAUCAGGAGCAGGUGGAACCAGGCCAAACCCAACCGGGUCAGGCCACACGAGGAGGAGGAGGACGACGACGACGACUACGAGAACGUACAGCUCCCAGACUCUGUGUUCAUUGACUCCAUAGAGACCAGCUUCGUGGAGAAACUGUUUCGAGAGAGCAGGGUGUGUCCCGAUGGGCUGUAUGCCAUCAGGAACUCUUCAGGGACCAAAACUUCCAAGGUGCUGGUGGUGUGGGACGUCACCAUCAACAAGGCCCGCAACUACAGGCUCUUUGAGGAGAACGGAUGCAUCUACGUGGACGCUGAGCUGACGUUCCCCAGCCUGGCCAUCCUCAUUGAACACUACCACAACCACCCCCUGCCCCAGCACGGGUCACUCUGCCUGAAGAAGCCCUAUAGCCCCUAACAGCCUGACCCACCUGACGACCGAUCCCAUCCUGACCCACGUGAUGACCAACCCCAUCCUGACCCACGUGACAACCUGAGGCACCUGAACCCAGUCCCUGAUCCCUGUGUGCUGAUGUCUCUCACCUCCUGACCCCCUGACCCCUGGUGCUAGUAAUGGCACCAUGGCAACAAAAGGUGUACAUUUGCACAAAGUUGUGACUUGAAGACAUUUGCUCUUUUGCCCCAGAGGCUGUUUCUCUGGUGCAGGAGAAGGAUCGUGGUUUCCUCUGAUGAAGUGUCAGACCUGAGGCUAGCAACUUUUGGUGUAGGCCACGCACACAUUGAUGCUCCAAUCAGAUCUCGUUUUAUGCCCAAAUAUGAUCUGGGUUAGAUCUUUUCAUGUUAUAAGCUCACCAAAAUCCAAUUAAUAUCCGAUUUCUAGAAGUUUAUUAGUAGUAGUCUGAUUAUACAUACAUACAUAUAUAUAUAUAUAUAUAUAUAUAUAUAUAUAUAUAUAUAUAUAUAUAUAUAUAUAUAUAUAUAUAUAUAUAUAUAUGUACACAAAACUGACUCUUGUGAGCUUAAAGCCAUGUUAGAAUGUUGUUACCUCAUCAAAAACAUAUCUGAAGUUGUGUUUUGUUUCAUUCACACAUGUUUGUGUAACUCUUUAUUAGUCUGUCUUCAUCUUCAAAGCUCAAAAUGCUCUGUUCCACCCAUAGACUGUAUAUAUAAAUGGACAUAACUAACACACUAGUACGCAUUCCAAAUAGGAAGUUCACAUGCGUUGCUUACGGCUCCUGCUGACUCUGGCUCCCAUUGACUUACAUUGGAAUAGUUUGGCCCCUCUCUCUGUAACUGCUGCAGUGAGCCUCGUCAUUUUGGUCUUAAAGUGUUCAUAUUAACCCGCAACACAUGAUCCUGGUGUUUUUUACACUAUUUUGUCCAAUAAAAAAAUCCUAUUCAUAACAUAGAGCCUGGCUCCAGAGUCAGCCCUGUAACCGUGAGCAUCACAAGCUUCAUUUGAGUGGCCCUGAACACUGUGGGUGACGUCACACUCACUUACUCCACUUUUUUAUACAGUGUGUGGUUCCAGCCUUGUAAUGUCAUGUAGUGGUAGUUUUCAAGUUAACAGCUACCCUUUACCUUUAGUUCAGUAGAGAUGGAGGUGUAUGGAGGUUAAAACACAGUGGAGCACUUCCUGUAUUACCACAUGACGUCACAAAGUGUUUCCCGUUUUGAGAGAAGAACUCAGGGUUUGUGCAUUAAACUUGUGAAUGAAAUAAAACACAACUGCAGGUCUACUUGUGAUGAGGAAACAACAUUAUAACAGAUCAUAAAACAGUUCUGUAUGUUCUUUAAGGGACAUGCAAACUGCACAAUCUAGUGUGAGUGAUCAGAGUGACUUUUGUCAGGCAGAAAUGGAAUGAUUUUGCUGUUUACAUUUAUUUUCUUUUUUUUAUUUUGUGUUUGUAACUGCAGCCAGUGUGAACAACUCAAACCACAUUUUUAUGAAUGCGACCCGUGGGACCCAGGCCUCUUCCAUGUGUGGAAAUAAAUGAGAUUUAACAGACAACAGUAAAGAAGCUAAGUGGUUUUAAGAUUAAAGCUACAGUAUGUCACUUUCUGGAGGUGAGACAUCACCUGCAUGAUUCCAUGAACAUGGAUAGUUAAUACUCACUUCCAUGGAGAUAAGUUUUAUCCCAUACUUUAGCAUACUGUAGUACUAUAGCUACUAUAGUACUACAACAUGGAACAUGGAAACUAACAGGAGGUCCUCCUCCAGGCCAAAUAAGUGUCAGGUUUGUGGAGAAGCAAGUCCAUGCAUGUUUUCUAUGUUUUUCAGUGCAAUAAAAACAUUAUUUUAUUUUUUGUUUGUUUUUGUCAGAAAAAGUUAUAUACUGUGGCUUUAAUUGGCAUUUGGGGAAAGAAAGUGUGUAACUCAUUAGUGAUUAGUGGAGGAAAUGGUGCUCGCUCAAUAACACACUUAAUGUCAUAAUGUCAUAAUGUAACAACAGCCGGACUCCUCCUUUGCUCAUCAGGACACUUCCUACUCAUUUCAGCAGCAUCACUUUGGAUUUGCAAAGUGAACUCGCCCCAGAUUUGGAAGAAAAAAUAAUAAUAAUCUGUGAAAAUGAUGCUCUUUAAGAUUUCAGGAGUAAAGGUUUGUGUUGUCACUCUGAUCUUACACUCCAGUAAUGUGUUUUUUUGCAGAGAACUUUCACUGCAGAUGGCUAAAUAUCAUUACUGAGUUCACAGUCAAAAAAUUGUUCAGAGGUUACUCGUUUUCUUACAAGAGCUGACAACAAACCUCCACCAGAGGGCGCUCCACCUGCUCCUCAGUGUGCACAACACAGCACACAGGACAGAAAUGAACCUUUCCUGAAUGUCUUUAGAAUGAUGUUGAGCUGUAUCAGAACAAGUAGAAGAGCACAUAGACUUGUAUACACCAACCACUAUGGAACCACUAUGGAACCUAUCUGGACCACUGAGGGAUUACACACAUACAAGGACACAUGGAAACAGAAAUAAAGUACUACCAUUUAAUGUUGAAAAUAACAUUCUAUUGUCUAAUGAAAAAGUGUGGGGUUUUGGGUUUUUUUGUGUGUGUUUUUUUUACUAUCAUUCGUGGUAUCAGAGGAGCCAUACGUCUGUCCCUGUGGACUCUUACUGUGCCUUGUGUUGUGUUUGUGCUCACUGGACUGAACAAAGGAUUUUUGUAUUUGCAUUGUAUUCUUUUUAUUUUUUAUUUUUUUUAACUUUUUUUACUAUAAAUCUUUUGUAUUUAUAUUGCCUUGUAAAUGUGUACCUACUGUAAGUAUGACAGUGUGGUCUUGUACAUUCACUGUAUAUUUGACUAAUAUAUUUUUUCAACACUCA
This is a messenger RNA of Boleophthalmus pectinirostris (great blue-spotted mudskipper), 4891 nucleotides long. It is a transcript of the gene sh3bp2, whose product is annotated as SH3-domain binding protein 2. Gene Ontology annotation, biological process: signal transduction. The record is from RefSeq and is a predicted model, not a curated record. Gene Ontology annotation, molecular function: SH3 domain binding. NCBI's taxonomy places the organism in Eukaryota, Metazoa, Chordata, Actinopteri, Gobiiformes, Gobiidae.